Molecule: messenger RNA, 666 nt
Organism: Staurois parvus
Lineage: Eukaryota; Metazoa; Chordata; Amphibia; Anura; Ranidae
Source: the annotation of a GenBank genome assembly
AUGUCCCUUACAUUGGUGAUCAGUGGGAAGAAUGUCCCUUACAUUGGUGGUCAGUGGGAGGAAUGUCCCUUACAUUGGUGGUCAGUGGGAAGAAUGUCCCUUACAUUGGUGGUCAGUGGGAAGAAUGUCCCUCACAUUGGUGGUCAGUGGGAAGAAUGUCCCUCACAUUGGUGGUCAGUGGGAAGAAUGUCCCUUACAUUGGGGGUCAGUGGGAAGAAUGUCCCUUACAUUGGGGGUCAGUGGGAAGAAUGUCCCUUACAUUGGGGGUCAGUGGGAAGAAUGUCCCUUACAUUGGAGGUCAGUGGGAAGAAUGUCCCUUACAUUGGUGGUCAGUGGGAAGAAUGUCCCUUACAUUGGAGGUCAGUGGGAAGAAUGUCCCUUACAUUGGUGAUCAGUGGGAAGAACGUCCCUUACAUUGGUGGUCAGUGGGAAGAAUGUCCCUUACAUUGGGGGUCAGUGGGAAGAAUGUCCCUUACAUUGGGGGUCAGUGGGAAGAAUGUCCCUUACAUUGGGGUCAGUGGGAAAGAAUGUCCCUUACAUUGGGGGUCAGUGGGAAGAAUGUCCCUUACAUUGGGGGUCAGUGGGAAGAAUGUCCCUUACAUUGGUGAUCAGUGGGAAGAAUGUCCCUUACAUUGGGGGGUCAGUGGGAAGAAUGUCCCUUACAUU